AUCAUUCUCCAAGGCCCCGGGGCCAAGGAGGGGCGGGCGGCGGCAGGGAGCUAUAAAGCCCGCUCCUCCUCCGCCUGGGGAAGAGCAGAGGAGCAGAAGGAAAGCACCCAGCCAGGCCAGGCUCUCUCUGCCCGUCCGCCCCCUCGGAGCCUUCCAGCGCCAGCCAUGGCUGACCAAGAGGCGCCCGCUCCCUCCCAGCCCCAGGCGGCCCCAGCAGAAGCCGACCCGGCCCCAGACCCAGCCCCGGAUCCCCAGCCCCAGCCCCCGGCAGCAGCAGCAGCAGCAGCAGAAGCCCAGCCCGCCCCGUCGGGCCCCGAAGAGGCAGAGGCCCCCCCUGCUGCGCCUCCGGCCCCCAAGAAGAAGUCCAAAGAAGGAGCUCCCGGUGCCCCGGUGAAUCUGAAAAUGGAUGAUGUGAAUAAUGAUUCUGUGACUCUGACAUGGGAUGCACCAGAGAAUGUGGGUCCUUCUGGCCUGGAUGGAUAUGUAGUGGAGUACUGCAAAGAUGGAACUACAGAUUGGGUGGCUGCCAACAACAAACCCUUCCUUUCUACUCGUUAUGUAAUCCGCAAUCUAACAUCUGGAGAUAAACUUCACAUUCGGGUGGCAUCAGUGAAGGGCGAUGGUAUAAGUGAUCCAGCAGUCCUGGAACAGCCUGUCCUUGUCAGAGAAAUUCUUGAGCAUCCCAAGAUCCGACUGCCCCGCCACUUGCGAGAAUUGUACAUGAAGAUUGUGGGAGAAGUGGUGAACCUGAUGAUUCCUUUUCGGGGAAAGCCAAAGCCACAAGUGACUUGGACCAAAGAUGGACAACCUUUGGAUCCCAAGCGAGUAUCUGUGCGCAACAGUGAGAAAGACUCCAUCUUCUUCAUCCGUGGAGCACAACGCGCAGAUUCUGGAAAAUAUGAGAUGACUGUUAAGAUUUUGGAUGAAUUAGAAGACAAGGCCAUCAUUAAUCUCCAGGUGGUUGAGAAACCAGGCCCUCCUGAGAAUUUGAAGCUUUUAGAUGUCUGGGGUUUUAAUGUGGCACUAGAGUGGAGCCCACCCAAAGAUAAUGGCAACGCUGAGCUCAAAGGCUACACAGUCCAGAAAGCAGACAUGAAAACUAAGCAAUGGUUCACUGUUCUGGAACAUUACAAUCGCACUAGCUGUACAGUGUCUGAUCUCAUCAUUGGCAACACCUACUCCUUCCGAGUCUUUUCAGAGAAUCCCUGUGGCCUCAGCGAGAAACCUGCUGUUACCAAGGAUGUGGCACAAAUCAAAAAAUCAGUAACUGUGUGCAAAUCACAGAAGUACAGUAGCCGGGAUUUCUCUGAACCUCCAAAGUUCACCCAGCCUCUGACUGACAGAACCACCACUCGAGGUUAUAGUACCCAGCUUGUCUGUUCUGUCCGGGGUUUCCCAAUGCCCAAAGUCAUUUGGAUGAAAAACCAAAUGGAGAUUCGAGAAAAUCCCAAAUAUCUCGCCAUCACAAACCAAGGUGUUUGCUCUCUAGAAAUUCGCAAGCCCAGUCCCUUUGAUGGUGGGGUCUACACUUGCAAAGCUGUGAACCCAUUUGGAGAAGCCUCUGUAGACUGCAAGCUCAAUGUAACAGUUCCAGAAUGAAGAUGGCACAGUGAAUUGGAUGAAGAUCAAGGUGUGUUUGACUGCACUUUAGAGAUCAUUCCAACUUAAAAGCCAGCCAACAUAUGUUAUAUUAAAGAGUCCAUGUUUGGAAUUGGAGACAACAUUGGUACAAGACUGGUAACAUUUGGCAUUGCUCCGUUGCAUUUAGCUAUAUAAUGCACAAACAGAGAUGUAAGGAAAUGAAGUGAACAGACUUCAUAUAAAAUUGUUAUACAGAUCUUCUCCUGCUUCUUCUUCUUAUGCUCAGUCCAUUCAUCUUCUGAAGCCUAACUGAAGAUCACAUUAAUUAUUAUAAUCUAAAAACCUUCAUUUGGAACAUAGAACAUAUACAUCUAUAAAGACAGAUCAAUAUGAAGACCCAAAAAGGGAGGGGAGAAAAAGCAGAAGGGCAGAGUUGGGUACAAAAGGAAAGGAAAGGCACAGGCUUAUAUAUUCUGAUUUCCUACAUUCUCCUACAUUCCUGCCCAUAAAGUCUGGUUAAACUGUAAUACUAAGGGCUCGUUCCCACUAUUAUUUAAAGUGAAUUGCUGAUUGGUUUAUAUUACCAUCAUUCCCAUUCGAAACCAGUUCUGAUCUGGUCAUGAUAAAGUGGGCAAAUGCAAAAAACCACAGUUUUUCCAGACACUAGUUUUCUAAUGGCUAUUUUGGAAAGAAUCAAUUCCGGAGCAUGUUCAACAAGUGGGGAUAACAGAUCUGAGUCACAUCAUUCUGAGGGGAGAGACGAAUGGCAGAAGGGUGUUU
Molecule: messenger RNA, 2361 nt
Organism: Sceloporus undulatus (fence lizard)
Lineage: Eukaryota; Metazoa; Chordata; Lepidosauria; Squamata; Phrynosomatidae
Gene: MYBPH
Product: myosin binding protein H
Exons: 10
Coding region: 166-1599 (477 amino acids)
Molecular function (GO): protein binding
Source: RefSeq, a predicted model, not a curated record